Labeo rohita (rohu) is the source of this 1092-nucleotide messenger RNA. RefSeq names its product GABA(A) receptor-associated protein b (gene gabarapb). The record is from RefSeq and is a predicted model, not a curated record. Gene Ontology annotation, cellular component: autophagosome; autophagosome membrane; cytosol. Gene Ontology annotation, molecular function: ubiquitin protein ligase binding; GABA receptor binding. The transcript is spliced from 4 exons. NCBI's taxonomy places the organism in Eukaryota, Metazoa, Chordata, Actinopteri, Cypriniformes, Cyprinidae. Bases 115 to 468 code for a protein of 117 amino acids. Gene Ontology annotation, biological process: autophagosome assembly; macroautophagy; cellular response to nitrogen starvation.
CCGUAUCAAUGCGCAGAAGGGAAAGCACAGCAGCUGUGCGUGAAGCGCUUGGUUACAUAUCUGGCACGUCUGUGUGUGUGUUUGUAAGGCUAAUUUACUCUUCCCUUAACAACCAUGAAGUUUCAAUACAAAGAAGAGCAUCCUUUUGAGAAGAGGCGAUCGGAGGGAGAGAAAAUCAGGAAGAAAUAUCCAGACAGGGUUCCUGUAAUUGUGGAAAAAGCUCCUAAAGCCAGAAUAGGUGAUCUAGACAAGAAGAAAUACCUGGUCCCCUCUGACCUGACGGUGGGUCAGUUUUACUUCCUCAUCCGAAAACGAAUCCACCUGAGAGCCGAGGAUGCUCUCUUCUUCUUCGUAAACAACGUCAUUCCCCCUACAUCUGCCACCAUGGGCCAGUUGUACCAGGAACAUCACGAAGAAGAUUUCUUCCUUUACAUCGCCUACAGUGACGAAAGCGUGUAUGGAGAAUAGAGCCAAAGGGAAAUGACCCUCAUCCCCUCUUUCUUCCUUUUAAAACAAUAUAUAGACGUCAUGCUGGCAGCCUAGAGCUCUCAGAACUGAAGUAUCAGAUGCACUUUUGCUUUCAUUUGAUCAUAUCUCCUUUUGUGUUUUUAUCCUUUGGUCUGAUGUUUAAGAAUUUACUACGUUUUUCAUUUUUCAUGGUGCAAAAGCUCUAAUACAAUGAAAACGCCACUGAUACUGUUACAAUUCGAAUUGAUUUUCGCUUAUAUGCAGUUGUAUGUCCAUUUAUAAUAUGCACACCCUUCCUAGUCAAGCUUAUUUCAAAUGUUUCUUACCGGAAAUGAUCGUUUGCUUCUUCUAGGUGGUUUCUAACUAGCAUGUGCAGUCCAGCACUCGCUGGUCAGAUAGAGAAAUGGGACUAAAGUGUAUUCUGUUAUCAGCUAGGUCUAAUAUGCUGUUGUUACCUUGAUUUACUUUUAUUAUUGUACCUGAAGAAUGUAGGUGGGUAGAUUUAUUUGAAGUUGUAAAUCUGAAGUGCAAGUUUUAUUUGCAGUUAUGUUUUGUUUUUUUAAUCUUGGUAUUCAGUUGUAUUUCUGGUACCUUUGAUGACCAUAUAAACCAAAUGCACACCAA